CUGACUGACACUCACAUUUUCAAGAUGGCUGCUACCAUCGCAGGAUUAUUAAAACCUUGGACACCAAGAGUAAUCCUGGUGAGAUGGAGCAGAUACGACCCUUACUAUCUGGAGCCAGAGGUCAGGAAAGAGGUGUACACCAGGCCAGAAUCAGAGCUGACAGCUGAAGAGAAAGAGGGGCGGCAGCUCAAAGCACUCCGACCCAUCAAGGCUGCGACUAACAGUGUCACCAGCUCUGUUUUUGACGACCCGGUCAUCAGUAAAUUCACCAACAUGAUGAUGAAACACGGAGACAAGGUUUUGGCCCAAGAGAUCUUGAGAGAAACUCUGGAGGACAUAAAGAGAAAGCAGGUGGAGAAAUACCACAAGGCUCCACAGGGGAAGAAGGAGGAGAUCGAGUGUAGCCCCUACGCCAUUUUCCACCAAGCUAUCGACAACUGUAAGCCAGUCGUUGGUCUGGCGAGUAUUCAGAAGGGUGGAAAGUAUUACCAGGUGCCCAUCCCUCUUUCAGAAAACAGGCGGCGCUUCCUCGCCAUGAAGUGGAUGAUCACAGAGUGCAGGGAGAACAAGCACAGACGCACGCAAAUGUAUGAAAAACUCUCCCAGGAGCUUUUGGCAGCUUACACGAAGGAGGGCAACGUUAUGAAGAAGAAGCAUGAGAUGCACAAGAUGGCUGAAGCCAACAGGGCGUACGCUCACUACCGCUGGUGGUAGAAAGACUCGUUUGGACUGGUAUCGUGUCGGUCAUUCAGUGGCACGCUUGUAAAUAGAGAGCAGUGAUAUCCUGUGGUGGAAGGACUGCGCUGUAAGAGCUCAAGAAAGAGAGUGAGGCUAACAAGAAUGGACUUUUUAUACCGAGAAACUGUAUCAUGUACAAUCAUUGUUCAGUCACACAAUAAAAACAGAAAACUGAAAUAAGGAAA
Molecule: messenger RNA, 923 nt
Organism: Cheilinus undulatus (humphead wrasse)
Lineage: Eukaryota; Metazoa; Chordata; Actinopteri; Labriformes; Labridae
Gene: mrps7
Product: mitochondrial ribosomal protein S7
Exons: 5
Coding region: 25-714 (229 amino acids)
Biological process (GO): translation; ribosomal small subunit assembly
Cellular component (GO): ribosome
Molecular function (GO): rRNA binding; structural constituent of ribosome; mRNA binding
Source: RefSeq, a predicted model, not a curated record